Parnassius apollo (apollo) is the source of this 2337-nucleotide messenger RNA. The record is from the annotation of a GenBank genome assembly. Lineage: Eukaryota; Metazoa; Arthropoda; Insecta; Lepidoptera; Papilionidae.
AUGAGGCGCCUUAUUCUCCUUUUAGUAGUCGCAAUGGCAAGUUCAGAAGAAUUCUUUUUCCUCGGACAUGAAUUUUCCAGAACUCCACUGGGCGAUCGGAUAGACAAAGCGUCUGUAAAAAUGCUCAAGGAGACCUAUCUAUCAGCCACGGACUCUAAUGUAGUCACGUCGCCACUAGGAGCAUUACUACUUUUGUCGCUGUAUUCUUCUGGUGUACAGGGUAAGAGCAGAGAGGAAAUCAUACAGUUUCUUGGUUCAACUGAAUACAAGGAUCUAUUCGAUUCGUAUAGCCACCUAAGCAGCAGAUUUGCUUCAAUGGAUCCGAGUUACCUCACUCUCGCCAACAAAGUGUACGUGGCUAAAGGAUACACGCUGGCCGACGAGUUCACUAACACAGCCCGUUCAUACAACAGCGAAGUAGAUGCAAUCGACUUUCACGAUUUGAAGACAGCCGCACAAAUUAUUAAUCGAUGGGCCGAUGAAAAGUCAAAGGGCCAUAUUAAAGAUCCCGUAUCAGAAAGUCUUUUGGACCAAUCAGCAGCGGCCGCACUCUUCAACGUCAUAUUCUUUCAGGGUCACUGGCAUGUUCCUUUCCAAGCGGCAGAGACUGAGGAGAAGGACUUCCACGUGAAUAAGUCACUGGUCGUCAAGAAACCUAUGAUGCACUUACAGGAUUCCCUCUUCUACAAUGAGGACAGCGCAAUAGGUGCUAAGAUGAUCGAAUUGCCGUACCAAGAACCCGGUUUCCGUAUGGUCGUGAUACUGCCUAACGAAUUGGAUGGUCUGUCGUCAGUCCUGGAAAAGGUGGCCGAUAAGGGUCUUUUAGACGACGUGUUCGCUUUAAGCCCAGCGGGAAGGGAAAUCAACUUGUACUUACCCAAAUUCGAAAUCAGGAGUAAGCUGGACUUCACUCAGAUAUUGCCUAAGCUGGGUGUGAGCGGAAUAUUCAGUGAUGGAGCUCCGGGAGUAGUAAAGGAGCGCGACGUUAUCGUCUCGAAAUUUUUCCAAGAAGCCAUUGUAAAGGUCGACGAAGAAGGUGCUACUGCGGGAGCAUUUACUGGAGCCAUUCCAGUGCCCAUGUCUUCCAAUUCUAAACCACCGAAGCCUAUGGACUUUAUAGUUGACCAUCCUUUCUUGUUUGCUAUUCUACAUGAAGAUGUGAUACUCUUUACUGUCGCGACGGCGAGUUCGAAAGAAUUCUUUUUUCCCAGCCAUGAAUUUUCCAGAACUCCACUGGGUGAUCGGAUAGAUAAAGCGUCUGUGAAAAUGCUCAAGGAGACCUAUCUAUCAGCCACGGACUCUAAUAUAGUCACAUCGCCACUAGGAGCACUCCUACUUCUGUCGCUGUAUUCUGCUGGUGCCCAGGGCAAAAGCAGAGAGGAAAUCAUGCAGUUUCUUGGUUCAACCGAUUACAAUGAGCUAUUCGAUUCGUAUAGCCACCUAAGCAGCAGAUUUGCUUCAAUGGAUCCGAGUUACAUCACUCUCGCCAACAAAGUGUACGUGGCUAAAGGAUACACGCUGGCCGACGAGUUCACUAACACAGCCCGUUCUUACGACAGCGAAGUAGAUGCAAUCGACUUUCAAGAUCAGAAGACAGCCGCACAAAUUAUUAAUCGAUGGGCCCAUGAAAAGUCGGAGGGACAUAUUAAAGAUCCCGUAUCAGAAAGCCUCUUGGAGAAAUCAGCAGCGGCCGCGCUCUUCAACGUCAUAUUCUUUCAGGGUCACUGGCAUGUUCCUUUCCAAGCAACAGAGACUGAGGAGAAAGACUUCCACGUGAAUAGGUCGCUGGUCGUCAAGAAACCUAUGAUGCACUUACGGGAUUCCCUCUUCUACAAUGAGGACAACUCAAUAGGUGCUAAGAUGAUUGAAUUGCCGUACCAAGAAUUCGGUUUUCGUAUGGUCGUGAUACUGCCUAACGAAUUGGACGGUCUGUCGUCAGUCCUGGAAAAGGUGGCCGAGAAGGGUCUUUUAGACGACGUGUUCGCUUUAAGCCCAGCGGGAAGGAUAAUCAACUUGUACUUGCCCAAAUUCGAAAUUAAGAGUAAGCUGGACUUCACUCAGAUAUUGCCUAAGCUGGGUGUGAGCGGAAUAUUCAGUGAUGGAGCUCCGGGAAUAGUAAAGGAGCAUGAAGUUACCGUAUCGAAAUUUUUCCAAGAGGCCAUUGUAAAAGUCGACGAAGAAGGUGCUACUGCGGGAGCAUUUACUGGAGCCGUCCUAGUGCCAACGUCUUUAAACUCUAAACCACCGAAGCCUAUGGACUUUAUAGUUGACCAUCCUUUCUUGUUUGCUAUUCUACAUGAAGAUGUGAUACUCUUUACUGGUAUCUAUACUCAUUAA